Molecule: messenger RNA, 1474 nt
Organism: Chara braunii
Lineage: Eukaryota; Viridiplantae; Streptophyta; Charophyceae; Charales; Characeae
Source: the annotation of a GenBank genome assembly
GUCGAGUUCUUGUGUUUUUCUUUUUCUUCUUUUUUCUGACUUUCGUUUUUUUUCCAAAAAAGAUCCAACUUUUACUAUAAGGUCUCAUUUGCAUGGAUUGGCAGAUUUCCGCUGUUGAUCUCGGCUAUCUAUGGUUGACGGCGAAGAUCGGGCAUGUGUUGGAGGUUGGAGGAGAUCGCACGAGGGGAAGGAGGAGAUCGGAAGAGGACGCACGAGAGGGAGGAGGUCGCACAAGGAGGAGGAGGUCGCGCGAGGGGGAGGAGGUCGCACAAGGAGGAGGAGGUUGUGUGAGGGGGAGGAGGUCGCACAAGGAGGAGGAGGUCGUGCGAGGGGGAAGCGAACGUCGUGCAAGGGGGAGGAGGAGGUCAGAAGAGAUGUGGGAGGAGGUCGUGCGAGGGGGAUGAGGAGACGUGACGAAGCAACUCAACGAGCGCAUCGAUCACGUCGUCACCAUCAUCGGCGACAUAGUACUUUCAACGGACCAGACUCGAUCAGCAGCACGGUGGCCGCCAUCAAGACGGACAUCACCAAGCUACAGACGAGACGGGAAGCCGCUACAAAGACGUUCAAGAUGCCGCACUUCGACAUCAGCAAGUUCGACGAUUACAACAAGUCGGACGCCUUGUCAUGGUGGCAAUGCUUCCUCACAGAAGCAUCAUGCCGCAUGGUCCCGGCGGACGACAUGUUGAAGGCAGUAUAUCUGCAGCUGAUUGGAGGAGCGCAGGGAUGGAUGAACCACCUAGCGGCUACACACAAGUGCACUAUCGCCGAACUCCACACGCACAUUACGUGGAAGGAGUUCGAGCAGCUAUGGUUCACCAGAUUCAUGGUCCGCAACGUCGUGAAGAUGGCCAUGAACGAGGUCUACACAUGCUCUCAAGGGAACAUGCCUACGCGAGAUUGGGCAUCAAAAUGGCAGAAGAUAGUGACCACGCCAGGCUUCGACUUGACGUUCCCUAAUCAACGAUCCGAGUUCUUCUCGAGAUCGUGCGCAGGAUUGCGGUCGGCACUCGACAACGAGUACGACUAUACUACGUUCCAGGCCAUUCUGGAUAGAACGAACUUAGUCAUCCAAACGGACGACAAGGCCGCUAACGAGAGGCAAUCCCAGCCGCAUUAUGUGGCUAAACAGGCCUAUCAACGUCCGGCACAUAACAAUGCCGUGUUUUCUGAGGAAAUCGACGACCACCACGCUGCGGCAUCAUCCUCGAGUGAUGGAGGAAUGGUCGCAGCGCUCCCGCCGAAGCGUCCGAAGAGAGUUCGCAAGAACAAGCCGACACAAGAGACAGCGGCGACGGGAGCUGGGCAGCAGCCAUGGACGGCUUAUAAGAUCACCAAGGAGGUCUAUAUGACCUUCGUCAAAAGUACGCAUACUGCCUAUGGUGCAACAGUGUAGUACACACUACCGCACAAUCCCCGAACAAGGGCAAGGCACGCGUACCCCGUCCAGCAAACUCGGGAAACUGAGUUACGC